This is a messenger RNA of Ictidomys tridecemlineatus (thirteen-lined ground squirrel), 1513 nucleotides long. Its product is annotated as olfactory receptor 9G4. The record is from RefSeq and is a predicted model, not a curated record. Gene Ontology annotation, molecular function: olfactory receptor activity; G protein-coupled receptor activity. Gene Ontology annotation, cellular component: membrane. Lineage: Eukaryota; Metazoa; Chordata; Mammalia; Rodentia; Sciuridae. Gene Ontology annotation, biological process: G protein-coupled receptor signaling pathway.
CCUCAUUAUGAUAUGCAGGCUUUCCCCAUUGUGGACAUGGAAAUAGGAAAUCGCACCAUCCUGAAUGAAUUCAUCUUGUUGGGCAUCUCAGCAGAUCCCCAGUGGCAGCUGAUUCUGUUUGUAAUAUUUCUGGUGAUCUAUUUGCUAACCUUGUCAGGGAACAUGACUCUUGUUUUCUUAAUCAAGAUUGAUGCCCGGCUGCAUACACCUAUGUACUAUUUGAUUGGCAGUCUAUCUUUUUUGGAUUUCUGGUACACCUCUGUAUAUACUCCUAAAGUUUUGGCAAUCUGUGUCUCAGAAGACAAGCGCAUUUCCUUGGCUGGAUGUGGGGCUCAGUUUUUCUUCUCCUGCUUGGCAGCCUACACAGAGUGCUAUCUCCUGGCAGCCAUGUCAUAUGACCGUCAUGCAGCAAUUUGUAACCCACUGCUUUAUUCAGGCACUAUGUCUGCUUCUGUUUGCAUUGGCCUUGUUGCUGGAUCCUACAUAGGAGGCUUUCUGAAUGCCAUAGCCCACACUGCCAACACCUUCCGCCUGAGUUUCUGUGGUAACAAUGUCAUCGACCACUUUGUAUGUGAUGUUCUACCAUUGGUAAAAAUGUCCUGCACAGACACUCGGGUCUAUGUCAUAAUCCUUUCCAGUAUGGUUGGCUUCACUGUCCUCUCCUGCCUUCUGGCCAUCCUCAUCUCUUACUUCAACAUCCUCCUGGCCAUCCUGAGGAUCCGUUCAGCCUCAGGAAGGCGCAAGGCCUUCUCUACCUGUGCUUCCCACCUGGUCUCUGUCAUGCUCUUCUAUGGAUCUCUGCUCUUUGUAUACUCGAGGCCCAGUUCCAGCUACUCCCUGGAGAGAGACAAAGUGGCUGCCCUGUUCUACACCAUCAUCAACCCAUUUCUCAACCCUCUCAUCUACAGCAUCAGAAACAAAGAUGUCAAAGAGGCCUUCAGGAAAGCAAUACUGUCUAUAGGACCACAAGCUUGAGGUUUAUUUUGUGCCAUUUUUGCAGUUUGGAAAUUAUUGUUUUUGUAGACAUGUUUGUAUGAGUGUCUGCAGUUCAAUUAGACUUCAUAAUUUAUACUUGUAAGAAUGAAAUAUUGGUCAAAACACACUUUUAUUAUCAGGAGUGCUAGUUCUUCCUUUCUCUCUCUUUCUGGCCAUAAAGUGAACAGUUCUGCUCCAGCAAAUCCUUCUGCCAUGAUGUUACCACUGGCCGAAAGCAACAUUGACAGUCAACCAUGGACUAAAAUAUCCAAACCUUGAGCCAAAAUAAUUCUUUAUUUGUUAUUAGUUAAUUUUAUCAGGAAUUUGUUAUAGUGAUGGAAGCUGACAACCACAUUGAUAAAGUGGAAGGGAUUUCAAGUUCAUAUAAUUACUAAUUCUUUUUCAAUGUGUGCAUACCAAGGUACUGGAUAUAGAUAGAUCAGUUUUCCUUGGAGAGAACUGUCCGUUUUCUAGUACAUUUUAUGGAUUUCAGUCUUAUGAAUAUUCACAGGAAAGUGAUACGUUUCUAGUUUCCAUG